AUGUAUUCGGGCGUGGUCCUAGAAUCAAAUGAUGAUGAAGAAAAAGAGGUCGAGUUGAGGGGCGGUCAUUGUAUUUCACAGAGUCCGUUAGGACAGGAUGACAAGAGGAGAGACAAGGGCAUCUACGAUGACAAACUGAUGUGUCGUGCCUUUCUCUAUCCUAUCAGAAAAAUAUUUAGCAUGUCUUCAUUAUCUUCACAUCCAUUAACAACAGAAGCAAUAUCAACUCCUUCAACACUAUCACCAUCUACAUCAUUAUCAUCAUCAUUAUCGUCAUCAUCAACCGAUUUUUCCACUCAUUCACAAUCAUCCCAAGGCAAAUUUUCAAACUGUUAUGAAGUACCAUUGCAAAAUGGUCGUGUAAAUAAAGUGUCAUGCAGACGACGUGAACAUAAACGAACAAUUGCUAAAUUACGUCGCAUGUUACCACAUGGAAAAAAUGUGAUACAAUGCUCAGAGUUGGAGCUUAUCAAUCAUAUCAUGGAUUAUAUUAUCUUUCUUGAGGAGAUAUUGCGAUCACAAGAAAAUAUAACUGAUGAGAAUCAUUCAUCAACAAUCGACGUCGCAAAUCUGAACAGAGCAUUAUCACGAUUUCAUUUACGUAGCACCAAUAAACGACGACCUUUAAGACCUAGAAAACAAAUAUGUGCUUAA
This is a messenger RNA of Brugia malayi, 654 nucleotides long. RefSeq lists its product as uncharacterized. Bases 1 to 654 code for a protein of 217 amino acids. Gene Ontology annotation, molecular function: protein dimerization activity. NCBI's taxonomy places the organism in Eukaryota, Metazoa, Nematoda, Chromadorea, Rhabditida, Onchocercidae. The record is from RefSeq and is a predicted model, not a curated record. The transcript is spliced from 3 exons.